Anopheles maculipalpis is the source of this 1318-nucleotide messenger RNA. RefSeq lists its product as uncharacterized. The transcript has 2 exons. The coding region runs from base 53 to 1318 and encodes 421 amino acids. The record is from RefSeq and is a predicted model, not a curated record. NCBI's taxonomy places the organism in Eukaryota, Metazoa, Arthropoda, Insecta, Diptera, Culicidae.
GAUCUUCAUUUCGACGAUCGCAACACGUACGGUUCCAAUCAGUUCUACCGAGAUGGCCAACACGGAAGGAGCACAGCAACAGCUACCGAGCUACCUCACGGAAUCGCUCAUUCAACGCUCCCUCGAGCACGAUCUGCAGCGUCCUGUGACGAUCGAUCGCUUCACGGCAGGACCAGCGACCGCGGCUGGUGAUAACUAUCUGAGUGAUGUGUUCUGGAUCCGUGUCGAGUACGAUGGUGGUGCUUCGGAGAAGCGGCUAAUAGCCAAAUGCAUGCCAGACGUUGGUGAUCGUGGAGCUACGCUGGAUGUGCUGGAUGCAUUUCGCAAAGAGUCGGAAACGUUCCAGCACCUGCUGCCGGAGUUUAGUCGACUGAUUUCACCCGAUGGCAAGGAGCAGUUUGGGGCUAAAUGUUAUUAUGCCACAACCGAACCGGUGCGUACGAUCGUGUUUGAAGAUUUGAAAGCACUUGGCUUUCGCAUGUGUGAUCGAACGAAGGGUGGACUCGAUUUCGACCACAUGGCGUUGGUAAUGCGCAAGAUAGCCAAGUUUCACGGUGCGUCCAUGCUGUACGCCAAACAGAGUCCGGAACAUGAGCGACGUUUGACCUCCCGUUACUCGUACGGACUCUACAAUCCAAUGGAAAAGCCUGAAGAGUGUCGUAUUCUUCAAGCACUGGAGAAAGGAUUGGAUAAGUUCAUUUCCGUUGCGAGCGGUUGGCCCGAGCUUGAUUCCGGUGUGUUGAAGCAGUUGAACGUUAUAAGGCCUACCUUCAAAGAACGCAUUGCCAAGUGUGUCAAUCCGCAACAAUCGGGUGCUCGCUACAAGGCACUUAAUCAUGGCGAUUUGUGGAGCAAUAACAUGAUGUUCCGAUACGAAAAGGAUGGCAGUACCGUGCGGGAGAUAAUGUUCGUCGAUUAUCAAAUUUCUACGUACGGCAGUCCAGGACUGGAUCUUGUCUACACGCUGUACAACUGUCCGCACCGGGACGUUCGUCUCGAUCGGCGUGAGGAACUGCUGAAAGAGUACCAUCAGGUGCUGCGUGAAACCUUGAAGCGGAAACACUACGAACCACUGCCGACGCUGGACGAUGUUAAGGAAGAAUUCACUAGGAAUGAAUUUUUCGGGCUCGUUUGUGCAAUUACGUUCUUACCGAUCAUGGUGAUGGAACGUUCUGACGAUCUGGAUCUUAGCUUCGAUGCCUUUUUCAAGGAGGAACAUGGAGAGCGUGUCCGAGAUGUGCAGUACAAUGGAGCCGCUUUUCGUGAAGUUGUGGUACCGGUACUGCAUAAUCUUCAUGCUCGUGGCUUUAUUCAGUAA